Messenger RNA from Varroa destructor (honeybee mite), 3660 nucleotides. It is a transcript of the gene eIF5, whose product is annotated as eukaryotic translation initiation factor 5. Lineage: Eukaryota; Metazoa; Arthropoda; Arachnida; Mesostigmata; Varroidae. The record is from RefSeq and is a predicted model, not a curated record. Gene Ontology annotation, molecular function: GDP-dissociation inhibitor activity; eukaryotic initiation factor eIF2 binding; translation initiation factor activity. Gene Ontology annotation, biological process: translational initiation; formation of cytoplasmic translation initiation complex. Gene Ontology annotation, cellular component: cytosol.
GUAGCAUUACCAUCCAACGACGACAAUAUGGCGUACGUCAACGUCAACCGGUCACUUAACGACCAGUUCUAUCGUUACAAGAUGCCUAAGUUGAUUGCCAAGGUAGAGGGAAAAGGCAAUGGCAUCAAGACUGUGAUCGUCAAUAUGAGUGACAUUGCUAAGGCACUCAGCCGUCCGCCGACCUAUCCCACAAAGUAUUUUGGAUGCGAGCUUGGUUCGCAGACCCAGUUCGACUCGAAGAAAGAUCGCUAUAUCGUGAACGGGCAGCAUGAUGCCAACAAACUGCAGGAUAUCCUCGACGGCUUCAUCAAGAAAUACGUCCUAUGCUCGUCAUGCGACAAUCCCGAGACGGUCUUGACGGUGCUUCCGAAACGUGCAAUCAUCACGACAGCGUGCAAGGCAUGCGGCUACUCUGGUCAGCUAGAGACUAACCAUAAGCUGAACACGUUUAUUUUAAAAAAUCCACCAGAGAGUACGGCAAAAAAGCAGGAUGCCAAAACCCCGAAAAAGGAUAAGAAAAGGAACAACAACAAUAAGGAUAACGCUUCAGAUUCGCCCACGAAUUCCGCAAAUGAAGACAUUGACGGUGAUAAUAAAAAUGAGGCAGAAGAUAACGAUCUCAUCGAAGGAGGCGGUGAUGACGACGACGAUGACUGGGCGGAAGACACGACGGUUGAGGCCAUGCAGCGGAGAAUGCAGGAGCUCUCCGCUGGAGCCAAAACGCUGAUGCUGGACGGAGACACGAACAAGCCCGAGGAAGAGCGUAUCAACAUCUUUUACAAGUUCGUACAGGAUCGCUUGCCGAUAACAUCUGCUAAGUACAAAGAACUUCUGGCCGAGGCAAGCCGAUUGGAGAUCAAGGAGAAGGCGACUAUGGUGCUCUGUGAGCUUGUCCUCGAUGCCGAGGCGAUCAAACUGCUAAAGGCGAACUCCCAAUUGUUCCGGCUGUUUACGAAUGACAACAAAAAGGCCCAAAAAUACUUGCUUGGCGGCGUCGAGCAAACGAUCAAGCUGCAUAAGGAUGCGCUGCUUGCGAAGAGCGCAGUUGUACUGAAAGUACUCUAUGACGAGGAUAUCGUCGAUGAGGAUCAGCUUCUCGAAUGGGCCAAGAAGGUGAGCAAACGGUACGUCGGUAAGGAAUUUGCGGCGCAGAUCCAUGAAAAAGCAGAGCCAUUCAUUACAUGGCUCAAGAACGCCGAGGAAGAAAGCGAGGAUGAUGAAUCAGAUGAGGAUGCGGUGGAAAUCGAGUACGAUGACCGGCACACAGCAGAAGGUCUGAAAGAAGUGAAGGAAGUCGUAUCGAAGCCAAACAUUGGUGGCUCGAAGAGCAAUGGCAAUGGGCCGGGCGCUGAGGAGGACGAUGAGGACGACCUUGAUAUCGAUGACAUCUAAAUACGAGUUAUUACAGGGAGCUGGAGAAUUAAAGAGCGUAAAAUGAGGAUAUGAAAGGAGGCAUAAACAACUCUAAAUCUAUAGAGAACAAACGCUCCCGCCCUUAUUUUUUUGGUGUGAUAUGCUCUCGAGAAGGCAGUAACGAUGCACCCACAUCACCGUGACUCCUAACAAUACGCAGAAUGGAUUCGAAAUCCGUGCUCAUUCCGAACUCGAUCGACGCGACUGGGGCGUUGCGUCUGUAGAAAAAAACUAUCGCCGAUAGAUUUUCUUUCUGUCGGAAACUGAAUAGAAUUGGAGUAAUGUUCGGUGUUUUCGCUGACUGUGGGUUCACUCGUUGACGAUACGUCAUCCUGUUUAGGCAACUGUGUAUGACGUUAUGGUUGUUAGCCUGGAGGUCCGUCCCAAAGGAGAGAGAAAAGUAAUACAAAAACGAGGGUUCCCAAAAGCCUAACAGAAAUAUCAACAAAUAAGACAUACUCUAACGAGUAAAGAAAAUGAGAAAUAACGAAGGAUAAUAUGAAACGAUUCGAGUAACCAAACACCAGACGUGUCCUUCUAUUCUCGAGCAGUCUCCUUUCAAGCUCCAGUCGAGCUUAGGUUCAGUCGUAGCUUUUUGUAAUCUUUUUGCAUUUCUCUGGUCUCUUCUAGAAGAAUUUAUGGUGUAGAGGUUCUUUGAAAAUAAGGAGUUCUAACUGGAAUCGGUACUAUUCAACUGUUUUUGUCAUUAAUGCGCCAGGGUAUUGAAGUCCAUUCACGUCGCAUUUUGUUAUCUGUUAAGUCUUCAUUAGACAACUGCCCAUUUGCAUCGAUCUUCGUGAGGUUGAUGUGCCUAUAAAGUACGCGUUUUAUAUCUAUGAUUAGAUAAAAUGAUUUCGCUAGCUUUUGUACUAUAUGGAAACAUUUCAAGGAUAAGAGAAAUUUGAGAAACACGUGGUUCUGUAGGGUGGUGUUAUGUUAUUUUAAGGCUGUGUCACUAUAUGAAAGAAGUCCUAGGUGAAUUGCGCCUUGUUAGUCCUGGUACAUUACGUGUCUCGAGCUAAAUGAUGUACUAGUAUUAGACUAUAACUGCAGGAAGCUUGUGGUACAUAGAGAAAAAAAAAAGUUAUUUCAUUGAAGUUUUUACACAGGGAGAAAUGCGUACUCGCUAAGAUCUGUCUGCAGAGGAAAUGCAACGAUGCUUAACGAAUGCGCGUUAUUUUCUAGCUAAUGGUACCAUUCAUUAUUGUGGUUGAUGUUCACGAAUUUGAACAAGCCAGUAUUGUCGUCAUCGAACUUAGAGCUCCAGAGAAAAAGUUCGAUGAUGACAAACUGAUAAGGUUUACUGAAAAAUUUCGUUACGUAGUCAAGUAGUGACCUUGGCCACUGCAAUCGUGUCUCUGCAAAUUUUUUGGUGUGAAUUCAAAUCGAAAAGCUAUAUUAUCUUCUAAAUGACAACACAGACACUGUUACUUAAAAACGAUUUGCAAAAAUUCUGCGUCAGCUAGGUGUUUUUUGGUGUCAUGCGUUUAAUAACAUCGCGAUUAUUUGCAUGAAAUAUUACAGUUCAAAAAAUUACCCGAGUGAUCGCUUUCCGUGGGAGUUUUGACGUAGCUCACCGAGAUGUAUCGUGGAAUACUUCAAACACUAAUUUAGAGAACUAAAAAGAAUGCAAGAAGCACAGAUAUCAAACGACGAAGAGCCUGUUGUAACGACGCUUCCAAAAAACAAUAGACCUAAGCUGUGUGCAAGUGACGUGCUUGUGACCCGUUAGACACCGUUUAGUCGUGAUGAUAGUAGUAAAAUAAGGGGAGACGUUUGCAAAGGGUGUUUUGGGGGGGAGGGGGAAGGGGGAGGGGUUACAGAACUGAAGGUGAAUGGAUGGUUGAUUAAGAUGACUAGAGCGAGCCGACUACGUAACGUAAUGGAUCCCUCAUACGUGUGAAUAGCUCAUGUGCCCACAUUAUACAGUAUAGUGUGGUAGAAAAACAACGUCCGGAGGGAAGUCAUCGAAACCGUUUAUCCCUCAUGUACUAACGAAAAGUGCAGGGGAGAAGGUUAGCAUGAAAACAUAAAAUUGACUUGACAGAAAGGUACAAUGAAAUGAAGCGGCAAAAUACGAUGACAUGACAUAACUUUGACAUAUAUAGGAAAAAUUGACAAAACAUGAGCUUUCGAUAAAAUUAAACGAAGAACGCAGAAAAGAGUAAACAUCAAGUAAAUGUCUCUCUUUCUCUCUCUGUCUCUCUUUCUCUCUCUCUCUCUCUCUCUCUCUAUAUUAUAUAUAUA